AUGUCAAGUUUCAGCUUUCUUGAAAUGCAGUACAACAACCUCUCAAAGAGAAAGUUCUUGAAAAAACCUUCGAGAAUGUUUUCAAGGGACAGGCAAAGUUCGUCGGGCCUUUUCCCCAUCUACUUGCCGAAUACCAACGAGCUUAGGCAAAUAUUCAACAAAUUCGACUCCAACAAAGACGGCAAGAUAUCACCAGACGAGUACAAGGCUAUACUAAAGGCAUUGGGGAAAGGAAGCCUCAUUGCCAAAGAAGUUAAGAAAAUAUUCGAAGUUGCAGAUUUGGAUGGCGAUGGGUACAUAGAUUUCGACGAGUUUGUGGAGGUGCAGAAGAAGGGCGGUGGGGUGAAAACGGCUGAUUUUCACCGUGCUUUCCAGGCAUUCGACAGAGAUAAUGACGGCAAAAUUACAGUUGGUGAAGUGUAUGAGUUGCUUAAGAAUCUUGGGGAGAGGUGCAGCUGGCAAGAUUGCCAGAAAAUGGUGAGGGCCGUGGAUAGCAAUGGAGAUGGAGUGAUCGACUCGGAGGAGUUCGUGACUAUGAUGACUCGUACCAUGACUAUAUGUUAA
Messenger RNA from Striga hermonthica, 564 nucleotides. NCBI's taxonomy places the organism in Eukaryota, Viridiplantae, Streptophyta, Magnoliopsida, Lamiales, Orobanchaceae. The record is from the annotation of a GenBank genome assembly.